Messenger RNA from Raphanus sativus (radish), 654 nucleotides. RefSeq names its product photosystem II reaction center W protein, chloroplastic. Bases 75 to 470 code for a protein of 131 amino acids. Gene Ontology annotation, biological process: photosynthesis. NCBI's taxonomy places the organism in Eukaryota, Viridiplantae, Streptophyta, Magnoliopsida, Brassicales, Brassicaceae. The transcript is spliced from 2 exons. The record is from RefSeq and is a predicted model, not a curated record. Gene Ontology annotation, cellular component: chloroplast; photosystem II.
CUACAACUACAAAACCAAAAAAAAAAACAAUCUCGUUUGAUCAAGGCUUGUGAGUUUGGAAAAGCUAAAAGACAAUGGCAAGCUUCACUUCCUCCGUCACUUGUCCUAAUCUUCUUAUGAAGCCUUCAGUCACAGCUAUCUCCACUGAGAUUGUGUAUGGUCUUCCAAGGAUGAUCAAGAGAAGCAGUGGAGUGAAAUGCUCGAUGGAGACAAAGCAGCCCAAGCAAGAAAAGAGCUCAACGGCAGGUUCGUCCGUGUUGGCGCUUAUGUUAACAGCUGUGGUGAGUAGUAGCCCAGCAAUGGCAUUGGUGGACGAGAGGAUGUCCACGGAAGGAACAGGACUGCCUUUUGGUCUGAGCAAUAACCUGUUGGGUUGGAUUUUGUUGGGCGUGUUUGGUUUGAUAUGGGCUGUUUACUUUAACUACACGUCUUCCCUCGAUGAGGAUGAUGAUUCUGGGCUUUCCCUCUGAAAGUUCCCACUCUCUGUUUCUCUCUCAUUUUUCAGUGAACAUGAAAGUGAAAAUGCUCUGUACCUUCUUGUAAAGUAAGUGAAAAAAAAAGAGAGAGACCAGACCUUGUGUAAAAUGCAGUAAAAUGUGUAUUGUUUGUGGGUUCAAUAAAUUUAUUGGGCCAAUACAAAAGCCCAUUAAUGUU